Molecule: messenger RNA, 2453 nt
Organism: Chrysemys picta bellii (western painted turtle)
Lineage: Eukaryota; Metazoa; Chordata; Testudines; Emydidae
Source: RefSeq, a predicted model, not a curated record
CCCUCUCACCACACCCCUCCCCCCCGCCAAGGGACCCCCUACUUGAGCCCCUCCCCCGCCAAGGGGUAACAACCCGAACUCUCCCGUUCAAGCCGAGGCGGGAGCUGUGCCGGGGUGACCCCCGCCCCCAUGCCAAUGGGUGCUGGCCGGGAAACCCCAGACCCCCCAUCAGCAGCCCCUGGGCGCUUCCCCCAGCGGUGCCCAGCCACGCUGCUGACCCCGGGUGCUGUUUUCCCCUUUCCCUGCAGCGCCUCCCCCUGGCAGAGCCGGCCAUGCCGCUGCCCCUGGACUGCGCGGGGGCCGAGUCCCAGCUGAGCCGCACGCCCCUGCCGGUGCCUGUGCCGGCCUUCUUCCAGGAGGCCGAGCGCAGCUUCUCGGCGAAGAGGCCAGGCCGGCCGCUCAGCUACACCCUCCCGCCCCGACCGCGCCACAAGGGCACCUUGACUGUCAGCCGGGUCUUCACCGGCCGCCAACCACAGCCCUGGAGCCAGCCCCGGCCGCGCAGCGUCUCCUUCCGCGGCUCCCAGGUCCGGGCGCUGGCCCCCCGCAGCCGCCUCUACGACCCUGCCCGCAGAGAGCCCUUCUUCAGCCAGUGCUUCCAGCUGCUGGGCCGGCUGGGGCGCGGCUCCUUCGGGGAGGUGUAUAAGGUGCGCAGCAAGGAGGACGGGCGGCUGUACGCAGUGAAGCGCUCGGUGGAGCCGUUCCGGGGCGCCGGCGACCGGCAGCGCAAGCUGGCCGAGGUGCGGAAGCACGAGCGGGUGGGGCGCCACCCCAACUGCGUGAGUUUCGUGCGGGCCUGGGAGGAGCGGGGGCAGCUGUACAUCCAGACGGAGCUGUGCCCAGCCAGCCUGCUGCAGCAUUGCGAGGGGCGCGGGACGCUGCCCGAGGGCCAGGUGCGGGCCUGCCUCUGGGACCUGCUGCAGGCGCUGCGCCACCUGCACGCCUGCGGGCUGCUGCACAUGGACGUCAAGCCGGCCAACGUCUUCCUCACCGAGCGCCGGGUCUGCAAGCUGGGCGACUUUGGCCUGGUGCUGGAGUUGGACCGUGGAGACCUGAGUGACGCCCAGGAGGGCGACCCGCGCUACAUGGCGCCCGAGCUGCUGCAGGGGGAGUACAGUGAGGCGGCUGAUGUCUUCAGCCUUGGCAUGACUAUCCUGGAAAUCGCCUGCAAUAUGGAGCUUCCCAAUGGAGGGGAGGGCUGGCAGCAGCUCCGGCAGGGCUACUUGCCCCCUGAAUUCACUGCCGGUCUCUCCUCAGAGCUGCGGGCCCUGCUGGCUGCCAUGCUGGACCCCGAUCCCCGGCUCCGGCCCUCGGCGGAGGCGCUGCUCAACUCCAGCAUCAUGCGCAAGAUGGAGAAGUGGCGCAAGCUGACGCUGCUGCUGCAGGACGGACUCCUGAGAGCUGCCUCCUUGUGCCAGGGUGCUGGGAGUUUUGUGCGUUGGCUGUGGGCUGCCCUGUGCCUGCCGGCGCGCUGGCUCUCCAGCUGGCGUCGCAGUGUGCCCGUCACCCCGCCCUGCUCCCCACUACUUGCCACCCUGCUGGAUAGCAGCUUCUCCUGGGACGAAGAGGAGGAGGAGGAGGAGGAGGAAGAUGGGAGCCUGGGGGAGGAUGUGUUCGAGGUAUCGGGGGUCUGCGGGCGGCAUAACCGGACCUGCCCCGGGGAGCUGCUAUCGCAGGACAAGCCCCCGAGCUCCCCGCCGCUGAACCUGCGUCCCUCCGUGGGCAGCACUUCCACCCCGCGCCACCUCUCUCCACCGGAGACUGGCAGCAGGAGGACGAGGUCCUCAGCCGUCCAGGGCAGCCCCAACCUGAGCCGCAUCAGCCCGGAUUCCCCCCCCAGCAGCCCCGGCUCCCCCAACCUCCGCCGCACCCUGGCCUUCGAGGAGGACGAGGAGGAGGAAGCGCAGAGGGAGGAGAGCGCCCCCCAGGAUGCAGGCCAGCAUGGCUCCUUCGAGCCCAGGAACCUCCUGAGCAUGUUCGAGGAUGCCACGGCGGAGCAGAAGUGACCGGGCGCCAACUAUCAGCUGCCCUCCGCUUGAUCGUUCCUGGGGUGGGGAGGGUGAGUGAACCGCACUGGGGUAAUGACCCCCCGUGGGCCCUCGCCACCCCCAUUCUGUUCUCCACACUGCUGGGGGUGGGGUGGGGACAGAGCCCUCCUUCCCUGACGCUGCUUCUGUUGCUGGCAGCGGGGGGGCUGCUGGGAGGAGCAGUUGGGGGUUGACUCUCAAUUUACUUUAUUUUUUUUCGUUUCUUUUCCUUUUUUUAAGCUUUUUAACCUCUUCAUGAACUGGUGGGAGGGACACAGGUGCUGCCAUCCCCUCCCACCAGGGGUCGCUGUGGCUCUGCCCCAGGCCAGGACCAACCGGGGUUUGUGGACCUUUUGUUUUUGUUUUUCCCUUUUUAAGGGAAGGCAGCAACUAUGAGAAGUGUUAAUAAAAAGUGCUUUGAAAUGA